This is a messenger RNA of Musca vetustissima, 1383 nucleotides long. Its product is annotated as dolichyl-diphosphooligosaccharide--protein glycosyltransferase subunit 1. Bases 1 to 1383 code for a protein of 460 amino acids. The record is from RefSeq and is a predicted model, not a curated record. The transcript has 2 exons. Lineage: Eukaryota; Metazoa; Arthropoda; Insecta; Diptera; Muscidae. Gene Ontology annotation, cellular component: oligosaccharyltransferase complex; membrane.
AUGGUGGUGAUGGUGCGGCAUUUUUCUAAAUCCCUAAAACUUUUAGUUUUUGGUAUUCUGUUUAUUCUCAAUGUGCCGGCGAUUCGUGGCGAAGUAAUUAAUAAAAAUGUGGAUCGCAUCUUGGAUUUAUCCACACAAUUAACUAAGGAAACAUUGAAAAUUACGGCCGCUGAUGAUGCCGGCAAGCCAUUCUCCAAAUACCAAUUAAUCAUUCCCAAUGAGUUACACUCUUCGCUCUCUUACAUUGUGGCCAAAGACCCGAAGAAGAAAGAGUUGAAGUUACAGGCACAGCAGCAAAAGGAUGAUGUGACCUAUUACAAUGUGGAGUUUCCAAAGGCGGCCGCCACCCAGGAGUUGUUGGUGGAAUUGGUGUUUGUCAAGCAGCUACAACCCUACCCAGAGGAGAUCAAACAAUCCGAUAAGCAGUUAGUGAGAUACAAUGGUCAGCUUUAUUUCUAUACGCCCUAUAAAACGGGCGAACAAAAAACCCAGGUUGUCUUAAGUUCCUCGAAUAUCAUAGCCUACAAUCAAACUAAACCGUAUACGGUGACGGGUAGCAAAAUCAAAUAUGGACCUUAUGAGAAUGUGGCAGCCUUCAACAAAGAAAAGCUGUAUGUCCAUUAUGAAAAUCAAAGUCCCUUUAUGACCGUCAAUCGCCUGGAGCGCACCAUACAAAUUUCCCAUUGGGGCAAUAUUGCCGUUGAGGAGCACAUUCAACUUACCCACUCCGGUGCCAAGUUGAAGGGUUCCUUCUCCCGUUAUGAAUUCCAAAAAGACUCUCGUUCCGGCCAGGCUGCCAUCAAGUCCUACAAAACCAUGUUGCCCGCCUCGGCCUUUGGUGUUUAUUAUCGUGACAGUAAUGGUAAUAUUUCAACAUCCAAUAUGAAUGUGUUGCGUGAAUAUGUCGACUUGGAAUUGAGACCACGUUUCCCAUUGUUCGGUGGCUGGAAAACCCAAUAUACCAUUGGUUACAACAUGCCAUCGUUUGAGUAUCUCUUCAGCGAGGGCAGCAAUUAUUUGCUAAAAAUGCGUCUGAUUGAUCACAUCUUUGAUGAUAUGUUUAUCGAAGAGGCUGUGGUAAAGAUAAUCCUACCCGAAGGAUGUACUGAUAUUAAAUUGAAAACACCCUAUCCCGUGGAGCGCCAAGAAGAUGGUUUAACGCAUACCUACUUGGACACCUUCGGUCGGCCAACAAUUACCUUUGCGAAGAAGAAUGUUGUGGAGAAUCACAUCGCCAACUUCGAGUUGACCUAUACAUUUUCGAAGGUCUUGCUGUUGCAGGAGCCGUUAUUGCUCAUCUCAUUUGUAUUUUUGAUAUUUGUUGUGGCCAUCGUAUGCAAACGUUUGGACUUUUCCAUUGCCACACAUCCUCAUAAAGAUUAA